GUGAAAGCGAGUACCAAAGAAGAAAAACGUCGUUACAACUCGGCCUUGGAACGCCGCACCAAUCGACUCAAGGCUAAGAAUGUCAAGGAUGCGUUGGUGGACGCUAUAGCGGUGUACCAACAAGCGUAUGUGGACUUAUGGAUUGUAUUUUAA
Messenger RNA from Sphaeroforma arctica JP610, 153 nucleotides. RefSeq lists its product as hypothetical. The annotation marks the transcript as partial. The record is from RefSeq and is a predicted model, not a curated record. The transcript has a single exon. Lineage: Eukaryota; Ichthyosporea; Ichthyophonida.